Molecule: messenger RNA, 2298 nt
Organism: Magallana angulata
Lineage: Eukaryota; Metazoa; Mollusca; Bivalvia; Ostreida; Ostreidae
Exons: 2
Coding region: 70-2148 (692 amino acids)
Source: RefSeq, a predicted model, not a curated record
UUUCAGCUGGUGAUGCAGUAACUCAUAGCAAGUAACUUAUUUAAAGAGCUGUUUCCGGUUCUUUUUAGAAUGGCAUUCUCGACUCUAAAUGGAUCAUCUCGAGUGCUAGGAUUACAACACAUGUCAGAAUCAGUUUAUUGUGGACUGUGUUCAAAAUUGGGGACUUCACAACGUGUAGCAAUCUUAAGAGAAAUACAAGACUUUUAUGAUCUGAUUUUCAAACGUCUAUCGUCGAGGGAAGAAACAAGGAUGCUGAGUGGAAGCACAAGAGAAGGAAUUCAAAUAGAGGGAUCAGAUCAUGACUAUAUGUUCUGGCCAAAUGACCACAGAGUGAUCUGGGAUAUGUCUCAAUCUGAAUUCUACCAUUCAAACGAUCAAACGUUGAUUCUGGCGGAUAGUUUUGAGUGCCCUCCAGGGUUUUCUUUGCUUAAGUUAUUGACUCCAACAGAUUCACUCGCGGAAUUCGCAUGUGUCAGAAUAAAUGACAGUCUCUAUGUGUCUAGUUCUGAAUACAAAAAAUUAAAUCUUUUAGCAUAUAAUAUGCUUAAUCUUCGAAAGUUCAGUUUACAUGGACCCUGUGGUACUGGUGUAGUAGGAAUAGUAGAGUAUGACACUGCCUGGUGUUUUGUUUCUGACUUUUGGCCUCAUUCUGCUUUGUCGUGGAAAGACAGGUGUCGCUUAUGGCCAGAUUCCAAAGUUGUUAAUGAUAUAGUAAAAAAGGGAUGUCAUUUUGUUGCAAUAGGGCACCCAAUAGGACUCCAUGAAAAUGAAGAGUGGAGAAUUUCCUUUUCUCAAGCAGAAUAUAAACUUGUUUACGCGAUGAACCAUUGUCAGUUUCUAACUUACGGAUUGCUAAAACUAUUCCUAAAGGAGGUUAUCAACCUACAAUCAGAAGAAACUGUUAACUUGUUGUGUUCCUAUCACAUGAAAACAGUAGUGUUUUGGGCGAUUCAACAAAACACAAUGCCUCACCUGUGUCCUCAAAAUCUCCUGACAGGAUUCUGGGUCUGCUUGAAAUUCCUCCUUAAAUGGGUGCGUGAGGGGAUCUGUCCUAACUUUUUCAUCCCUCAAAACAAUAUGUUUCUAGCGAAGGUCCAUGGUUCAAAACAAUACAGUUUGUUUAGACAGUUAUAUGGAUAUUACAGCAAAGGACUAGCUUGUUUGUUACAAAGUCCAUCCAUUAGUUCAUAUAUCAUACCUGUACUUUGCAACCCCAGACUUUAUAUUUGUACAGAUGAGGACAUAAUGGUGCCUGAGGUUGUGAACGAUGCGUAUUUUUUCCAUGAUAUGCAUAGAUUUAUUGCUUUUGAAUCAGACUCAUUUUCCAUUCAACGUUCUAUUGUAGGAAUUAAAACAAUUGAACAGUUGGUAGAUUCACCACUGACACCAUGUCAAAAAGUCAUGUUACAGAAAUUUACAGCUACGGUCCUUGAACACAUUGCAUUUAGAUUACACAACAAAUGCUUUAACCCUCGUGUCAACAAACAGAUGUAUAUUGCUGACAAACUUUCAUGUAGCAUGCUGAAAAUAGCUGUUCGGUUUGGAUGUAUUUCUGAUAUGCUGUUCAACGCAAUGUACCAAUACAAAACAUUGAGACAUAUGGAAGCCUUAUCAAUAAUCGAGAUGACAAAAAUGAGGUUAGCUCAGCCAUAUAUGAUGUAUCGGAAAAUGCUAGGCGUAAGAAGCUAUAUUCAGGCUCUAUGUGGACAGUCAUUGUCUACAAAAAUGAAACGGGCUGUAGCAUUGGAUAUUGCACUCGACAACUUCGUCUGUUAUAUCAAUGAACUUAUACCAGAACAACAGUCUUCUCUACAAAACAAAGAUAAUUCCUUAAAUAUUCCAGUGUUUGUAAUGUUACACUUUUUAGAGUUCCUGUGUUAUAGACACAUUGAUGCAACAUUAGCCAAAGAGGCUCUAGACAAGUUACAUGCCCUUGUUCACAAUGAUCGAGGUUAUUACAUUAUUGAUAUAUGCAGGGACAUCUCUUGGGAAAUCCUGGGGAUCUGUCAACAGAUUACUGGAGAUUUUGAGUCCGCUCUUUAUUCAUUUCAACAGUCACUUUCACAAUUUGAAUUCAACAAUGUAAGAAUUGCUGCACAAAGAAGAAUACAUGAUAUAAUUGGAACAAAUACGAGUGUGUGCAUGUGAGCAUCGAAUCUUUAACAAUAUGUUAAAGUCUUUUUCAUCAUUUGCAUCGAGCAAGUAGUUCAAUAACGUGAAAUUGCAAGUUUACACAAUGGUUUUAAUUUCACAGUGUUAAAAAUGAAGAAUUUCCCGCAAUAUUAAACAAGCCGUGAU